GGCGGCCUCAGCCCGGAAAUGACGGCGCGGCCAAGAUGGAGCCGACCCGACCCGCACUGGACGGGUUUAGGAGCCGUUGCUGUGGACGGAGAGAUGGGGACGUGAGCGGCCAUUGAGGAUGGCCAGGGUGUAGGUGAGCCGCCACCCCCCCCCCCCCCCCACUCGGUGUGUGGGCCGAGCUUCAAGGGCUGAGCUUCGAUGGAGAACCACAUGACGGGGCACCACAAGGAGAGGCGUUAUGAGUGCGACGUAUGUGGCAAGGCCUGGAAGUAUCCGAGUCAGCUGGAGAUCCACCGGCGGGUGCACACGGAAGAACGCCCCUUCAACUGCACGGAGUGCGGCAAGAGUUUCAAGAGGGCGGAUGUCCUGAAGGACCACUGGCAAGUGCACACGGGCGAGAAGCCCUAUGGCUGCUCCACAUGCGGCAAGAGCUUUACCCAGUUGUCGGGGCUACGGGAGCACCAGCGGGUGCACAGCAGUGAGCGGCCCUUCACCUGCUCUGACUGCGGCAAAGGCUUCAAGUCGUCCACGGACCUGAAGUUGCACUGGCGGUUGCAUACCGGGGAAUUGCCCUUCACCUGCAGCGAUUGCGGCAAGGGCUUCACCCGCUCCGACAGCCUGCGGGUGCACCAGCGCACCCACACCGGCGAGCGUCCCUACACCUGCACCCAGUGUGGCAAGGGGUUCACCCACUCCGGCAACCUGCUGAGGCACCAGCGCACCCACACCGGCGAGCGUCCCUACACCUGCACCCAGUGCUGCAAGGGCUUCACCCAAUCCAGCAACCUGCUGGUGCACCAGCGCACCCACACCAGCGUGCGCCCCUACACCUGUACCCAGUGCGGCAAGGGCUUCACCAGCUCCACCCGGCUGCUGUCCCACCAGCGGGUGCAUGCCGGCGACAGUCCCGUCCCCAGCCCGGUGUGUCGAGAGCGCUUUGCCAUGUCCUCCCACACCCUGUCUCACCAGCAAGUGCACAGCAGUGGCCAGCCCUAUGACUGCACGUUCUGUGGUGAGGCGUUUGACAACUCGCGGAGGUUGCGGCAGCACCGGCGGGCCCAUGCCGGCGAGCAGCUGCUCCCACUGUGACAAGAGAGCACCAGCGGAUACACACCAGAGAGAGACCCUUUGUGUGCGCUGAGUGUGGCAAGGGCUCACCUGCAUGUCCAGCCUUUUUUUAAAUGUUAUUUUUUUUUUUUAAUUAGAAGUACAAUACUGUGGUACCUUUUUUCAGGUGCCAAAUAUAUGUCAGCAUGGUACAUUCUAUGUACAGCUUCAUUUUUUAUUUUUUUAUUUUUUUUAAAAGAGAGAGAGAGAAAGAGAGACUUGGUAAUAGAGAAUAGAAAAACAUGUGAUGUAUAGUGUGUGAGAAAGAAAAAGAAAAGAGAGUGAGGAAAAGAAGUAAAAAAGAAGAAAGAGAGAAAGAAAGAGUAGAAAAUAGGAGAUAGGAGAUGAGUUUUAAAUUCUUGACCAUCUUUCACCCAGUCCUGAAACAGUUGGUUUUUACGAUUUUGUUGCACCAUAUCCUUCCAAGAUGUCAAUAAAUGGAGACCAACUCGUUAAGAAUUGGUCUUGUUUAUCUGUUAGGAGGAAUUGCAUUUCUUCAAGAUGUGCUGUGUCCAACAUAUUUAUAAUCCGCAUUUUCAGCAUUGGUAUGGGUGUAUUUUUCCAAAAUUUGAGUGUACGUUUUUUUGCUAUUAUUAACCCAUAAUUAAAAAAUGAAUUUUGAAAUGUG
Molecule: messenger RNA, 1735 nt
Organism: Leucoraja erinaceus (little skate)
Lineage: Eukaryota; Metazoa; Chordata; Chondrichthyes; Rajiformes; Rajidae
Product: oocyte zinc finger protein XlCOF19-like
Exons: 2
Coding region: 199-1089 (296 amino acids)
Biological process (GO): regulation of DNA-templated transcription
Molecular function (GO): RNA polymerase II cis-regulatory region sequence-specific DNA binding; DNA-binding transcription factor activity, RNA polymerase II-specific
Source: RefSeq, a predicted model, not a curated record